Messenger RNA from Orbilia oligospora ATCC 24927, 2040 nucleotides. RefSeq lists its product as uncharacterized. The record is from RefSeq and is a predicted model, not a curated record. Gene Ontology annotation, biological process: protein phosphorylation. The coding region runs from base 1 to 2040 and encodes 679 amino acids. Gene Ontology annotation, molecular function: ATP binding; protein kinase activity. Lineage: Eukaryota; Fungi; Ascomycota; Orbiliomycetes; Orbiliales; Orbiliaceae. The transcript is spliced from 2 exons.
AUGACGGAGGACAGGGCGCUCUUUAGCAUGCCCAUGUACUUUGAAGGCAAGAAGACAAUACACCCACGACAUUCCACCGAAGCUCUCCAAAAAGGGCAUAAGAAUCUCACAAUUUCCACCACGAUGUCUUCCCGCGACUCCGUUUCCUCCAAAUCCAUCGGGUCAUCAUACUCCUCAAGAAGUAGCAAUGUGCCUCAGAGUGCAUCUGACACUACAAAAUCAACGGCUCCCAGCCCGGCUGUUGAGUUCAGAGAUACAACCAAUGCGGCCAACUUCACGCCUAUCAGUACACAAGAUGUAAUGAUAUUUACUUAUGGCUAUCGCGGUUAUAGCGACCCCCUCUCGAUACCUGGAGGGUUUGAAACAAUAAGCUGGGACGUAGAGAAAAUUGAGGAGACGGUUACAUCUCAGUUCUUGAAAGAGAAAAUCCCAACAGCUAAGGGGAAAGAAAGACUAGAUGUGCCCUUGGGAUUCGGCGAUGGGCUUACUGACGAAACAUAUGCCGAAUGGGUGGUUCAGAAAGCCAAAAGACUUUUCCUUCUUCUAUUAGAAUUUGGCAUGCCAGAGAAGAUCUUUGACGUUGUCGAUUUAUCAUGGGAUGACGAUGACUUACCUCUCGAACCCACGACCAUCCACCGGUUGAAACUUCGGGAAAAUUACGACAGGGCUUUGGAGAAUAAGUUUUAUAAGCGCCAGUUCUCAUAUAUCCUCAAGGAAUUUAGAUACAAAAGCCACAUCGAAUUCCAGGAAGAAGAUGAGGUUCCCCUCGUUGUUUCCUACCGUCAGAAGACUCCUGGAUUUUCGUUCCCUCAAGACGAUCGAGUACAUCGCCCAAGGCACAAGGACCUUUUGAUGUAUCGUCGGAAAGUUAUAUUAGGGCCGGGGCCUGACAGAAUCAUGGAACACGAUUUCCUUCCAGAAGUUGACACCUUGCGAAACCUUCGACACCCUCACAUCGUCGAUGUUCAGGCCACUUAUACAUAUCUCGACGAAGGCUACCUUCUCACAACUCCCGUUUGCGACUGGUCCCUUAAAACUUUCAUCCAGAGCCCAUCGAGCAGUUUCAAGUCCCUCAACAAGGAGCAAAAGCGAAGGAAGAUUUUGGGCUGGAUCCACUGCCUCGCCGAUGCUCUCGCAUACCUUCACGAACAGGAUAUCAGAAAGUUAGAUAUUCGACCGCGCACUAUCCUAGUCAAUGGUGAUAACGUAUAUUUUUCCGAUAUCGCCGUUAUCACCGGCCUCGAUGCGAACUUUGGAAAGAUCGACCAUGUCGAGGCUGAACGCUACGAGUAUGGCGCACCUGAGAACUGGGCCCGAGUUCAACAGUCACACAGUACUCCUUCCACACCAGUUACAUCCACUGUUCGCGCCCGCUCUUUCUUUAGAUCCAUUUCUAUGAUAUCCGGCAAUAACAACAACAAUAAUCCCCAAGACGGACAUAUUUCCGAUGCAUCUGAGCAAUCGGCCUCUAGCGAAAGCGUCGACCGGGUCCCUCCGACUCAAGCCGAUGAACGGGUCAGCGACCCUUCCAAACAAUUCAAAGCAUCAACAUUUUCCCUUGCUUGUAUCUUCAUGGAUCUUCUUACGUUCAAUGCCAAGAAGAAACCUUCAUCAUUUCAAUCGCAUCGCUCAUCGAAGAAGAGUUCUUCUCGCGGUGGCGGCAAGCCAGAUGUCUCUUUCCAUGCGAACCUUGGACAAGUUGCAUCAUGGAUCGAGGUACUCGACAAAGAAACCUCUUCCAAAAAAUACGGCGAUGACCGUGCCAUCAAAAGCAUUUUACAAAUAUGUUCCAACAUGUUUUAUCGCGAACCAGACCUACGGCCGGCUCAACGUGAUGUUGCUGAUAUGGUCUGGAACGUCCUCCGUGCUGAGGGUGGGAUGCCGCAUUGCGGGACGGACCCCACAGCGCCGCCAAAGGAGGAACUGGAGGAAAUCGCUUUUCUUGGCCGUGGAGACCCCGAAUGGGAGUGGCCUUGGGAUCAGCGACGCCCUAGCCGGACUAGACCUAUGACUGGGGUCAGUGGGAUGGAAUACAUAUAA